GGCUUUCCGCGCGGGAUGCAGCCAACGGCCGCGAGAGGGCGCCCGCGGGCCCCGGCGUCCUCGUUACCCGGGGCAACCGCGGCGCUCAGGCCUGCGAGGGGCAGGACCGUGUGCACCGAGGCCCGGAGCUUCUGGAGCAUGGAGCCGGGGCCCGGGGCAGGCGCCAAGGCGGCGCGGACCGCCGCGGUCUGCACCGGGAGCUCGCUGGAGCUGUGCGCCUUCCCCGCCACCCUGGGCUCCUCGAUCGCGACCGCCGCACUCGAGCAGCUUUUCGUCGUGGAACAGUCUCUACAAAGCGACUAUUUUAAAUGCAAUGAAGAAGCUAGGAUCUUUCUUAAGGACAUUGCUCUUGCUGUUAAAAAAUUGGAAGAAAUGAGAAAAACCACAAUUGAUCAUCUGGAAAUGGAAACCAUGGAACUCAGCAGAUUCUACUUUGUGUUGCAGACUCUGCCUGACAAGAUGAACAGAGAACUAGAAGAGAGUAUCCGAGAUGCUCGCAGGUUAAAUAUCUGUGAGAUAAAACAAAUGCAAACAAGAAUUAAUACGAAGGAUGAAGAAAUAACAUCUCUAAAGGAGACAAUAACUGCUCUGAAAGAAGUGAAUGAAGCUCUGGGCAUAAAGCAAGAAGAGCUGGCAAAGCAGCAUGCAAAGUUUGUCUUGUUGCUGAACCAAACAAUGGAAGAGAAAGCCAAGGCCACCAUUUACAUAAACGAGACCUGUGCCCAAAUAGACAUGGAGAGGCAUGAUGUGGAGGUGUACAGGAAAUGUUUGCAGGCAGCAGAGGAACUAAUGGCCAAACACAUUGCAGAAUAUGUGCUAAGAAAACAGGAACUCACCUCACAGAUUGAUGAAUUUAAAAAAGUCUGUGAGGUUACAAAACUGGACACUUUUGAAAAGAAGGAAGAAUUGGAAAAAUUAAAAAAUAGAAUGACAAAAAUGAAACAAACAGUUACCAUCAGCACAGUGGUUCUAAGUGAUCACAACUUAGAGAUAGCACAACUGCAAUCAUCAAUAAAGGAGUGGGAAGAAAAGGUGGAGGCAGUAAAGAAAGCUUGUAAGAUUACAGAGGAUAAAAUAAAUUUCUUUAUAUCCCACAAGGCCAAACUGGAAGAUUCAUCACAAUGUGAAAAGAAUGAAUACUUACACAAAAUAAAACAGCUGGCUGAAAAGCUGCAGAAAGUUAAUUUAGAAAACCAAGAGCUACAAGAGCAAGUGUACGCUGUGCUCCAACAGUACAGGAAUGUGCUAAGUGAGGAGGAUCAAGUUUUUUCGCAGAAACGGAAGUUCCAUGAUGAAAACCAGAGACAACUGGCAUUUAUUGCACAAAAAGAAACCUUCCUAGCGCAAAGACGGGUAGACAUCAAAACUAUGGAAGAAGGACUUGUUACACUUGACGGUCUUAUUAAUACAAUAAGAGAUACAUAUAAAAAACAAAUACAAAUUCUGAGUGACAACCUGGAAAGAGAAAAUCAAAGAUGUAUUUUAUCUCAGUGGAAACUAGCUUGUUUAAGAAAACAGCACGCACGAUGGCUAGCUGAGAAAGCAGCUCAAAUAGAAGAAAUUGAAGAGGAAAUUGAACAUGCAGAACAGAUGCGAAAUGAAUUAUUGGAAGAGACCAAACUUAAAGAAAUGGAGAUUAAUGAAUUUGUGGUCCAGGUCGAAAACCUUACAGCACAACUGAAAGAAGAGGAGAAAGAGUUUAUAAUGAAGGAAAAAAAGUUAAUUCAUGACUUAACCAUAUUUGAGGAUUUAAUUCUUAAGGAAACAAAAAUUAACAAAGAAACAGAAGAAGAGCUUAAUGAUAGUCUUCCACAACUUCAUAUGGCAGAAGAAGAGUACAUGGAAAAACACCGAAAGCUACAAGAGCUCUGUGCGAUCCUCGCAGCACAAAAACAGGAGGAAACUUUGCUGAACUCGCACAUUGCUCAUGUUACAAGGGACUUUUCAAGAUUUGUUGAUCACAAGGAGAAAUUAAAGGAACAAUUAAAACAAGUACGAGAUCUAGAAAGCCAGAAAAUCAAAGAACAUUUUGAAAUUCUAAAGAACUUAGAAAAUGAAAUCUACUUACAUGACCAAAAAGUAGACCUUUUGCUUCUGGAAAAUAAAAGAAUAAAAGAAUACAUUUCAUACUUAAAGAACAAAACAGAGGAAUACAGAAAAGGACAAGACUUCCUCACGUACAGCUUCAAGGACCUGUCCUGGGAACUGAUAGCCCAACACACACAAUAUAUAUACUUGUGGGCAGACUUUAAGGCCAUAGUUAAGAAUUUGGUGCAGAAUGGUAAAAACACCUUGCAUGAAAUAAAAAAUCUAAUAGACAAACUGCGCACAAGGGAUGAAAAAAUUGAGUGCAUCAGUAUUUGGUUAUGCGGGAAUCUUGAGGACCUGCACAGUCUUUCACAACAGGAAUCACCAACAGAUCUCCGAAAGAAAAAAAUCAAGCAUACCAAAAAGAGUCCAUUUCUUACAAAUAAAAAUGAACUUGUAAAGAACAAAAUAACUCAAAGAUACAAUUGCUAUGAAUUCAAAAAGCAUAAACAAAAUUCAUAAAAACGUGAGUACACUUAUUUUUGUAUUUUGAAAUCUUUAACAAGUAAGCUUUAAAUCUGCCCAGCCUUAUCAAAUCACAAAAAAAGGAGCAGUCUUCUAAACAAUGGGUAAACAGGGUCAGGCUAGGGUAAGUAAGUGAGCAAUAGUUUAUUUUACAUACAUGGCUGUGAGUAGGAGUCCCUUGAAGUGUUUGGAGUAUAAACAUCCGAGCAUAUAUAUCAAAACUGUUCGCAGGAAAACUGUUCGUAUACUCUGUUUCAUUGACUCUAUGAAGCCAUAAGCCAUAUGAUGCAUCCUAGUUCAGAAAUGUCAAUGUAAAAGUGUCAUAGGAUUAAUGACAUACAGCAUGCAUUUUUCCCCAAAAAUAGGUGUAAGGGAAUAAAAACAUGUGUGAAUAUGUAUUUCUUAUUUGAGAAAAAAUACUAAUUUUAAUACUUAACAUUUUUUAAUUACUUCCACAAUUUAAUAUGGUAAAAACCAAUUAAAUGUCAGAAUGUUUAUGGUUUUUGUAGUUAUGUUCUGUUGUUUUCUUUACAGGAACAAUAAUCGGAACAUGUCUUCCACCAAAUUACAAACAGAAAAUCUAUAAAGUAUGCUUUAUUUUUGCAAUGUUAUAAAAAUACUAUAUUGGUGAAAAUAAAUAGCAAAAACAUA
Molecule: messenger RNA, 3204 nt
Organism: Cavia porcellus (domestic guinea pig)
Lineage: Eukaryota; Metazoa; Chordata; Mammalia; Rodentia; Caviidae
Gene: Ccdc175
Product: coiled-coil domain containing 175
Exons: 20
Coding region: 16-2550 (844 amino acids)
Source: RefSeq, a predicted model, not a curated record